UUUGUAAUAAUUUUUAUAAUGUUUCGUACACCUGUUUAUACUACCAUCAAUAUGUAUGGCUACCUGUGGGACCAGCCUGCCGAUACGAAGACGAUUAUUUUGGAUGAGUUCCCGCUUGCAGAUUUUCGCGACAUACCUCUCACUCGCUUCACCGAUCUCCAGUGUUUGUCCGCGAAUGCUUGUGGAGUGUCUUCUCUGCUUGGUUUGACACCGUUACCCAACCUGACGUAUCUGCAACUCAACGACAACCUGCUGGGGUACUCCACCAAUCCCCAUUUUGAGAUCCUGGCGACGGCGACACCUAACUUGAAGCGACUGACUUUGGCCCACAACGGCAUCAGCACCGUGGAUUUCUUGGAGCCUUUGAAAAACCUACCGGCACUCCAUACCGUGGACCUGUUCCGCAACAGUGUGAACCGGACCCAUUCCAGUGAAUUGAUCCGUGUUAUCCCACAGGUUAUGCGAUGGACUGGAGAGGAUGGAGACGUCGAAAGCGAGAGCGAUGAAGAGAUGAAUGAACCCGAGUCGGACCAUGGCGAGGACGAUGAGGAUGACGAUGCGUCAAUGGCUGGCUCAGACCGUACUUGGUUGCUGUCGGACGAUGAUGUGGACCACAUUUCCGACUCCGCCUCGGACGUAGAUGAAUCGGCCUCGGAUAAGGACGCGGAUAAGAUCCCGGACUCGGCCUCGGAACCUGACGGCGACCGCCAAGACAGCGACGACGACGUGAUUAUGCUUAAUUAGUUAGUUGUCUUUGUGCGUUUUUUUCUGUUUUCACCCCCUCGGAGACCCCCUCGGUAACCAUAUAACGGGUGUUAUGUAUUCAUUUUAUUUGUGGUUAACUAUCUCAUGGUUUAUUGUUCUGUUACUGUUCGGACACCCCCUCGGACACCCCCUCGGAAAC
This is a messenger RNA of Paramacrobiotus metropolitanus, 904 nucleotides long. RefSeq names its product acidic leucine-rich nuclear phosphoprotein 32 family member B-like. Gene Ontology annotation, cellular component: nucleus. The record is from RefSeq and is a predicted model, not a curated record. Lineage: Eukaryota; Metazoa; Tardigrada; Eutardigrada; Parachela; Macrobiotidae. The transcript is spliced from 3 exons. Bases 19 to 744 code for a protein of 241 amino acids. Gene Ontology annotation, molecular function: histone binding.